Messenger RNA from Maudiozyma saulgeensis, 1149 nucleotides. NCBI's taxonomy places the organism in Eukaryota, Fungi, Ascomycota, Saccharomycetes, Saccharomycetales, Saccharomycetaceae. The record is from the annotation of a GenBank genome assembly.
AUGGCCAUAUCAUAUGGUAGUAAUGGAGUACUUAGUGCGAAAUAUUUUAUUUAUUUAAUAACGUUCAUAUCAUUAUGUUUACUAUUCUUCAAGUUUGAAAAUGAGACGUUGAGAACUGAUUGGUUAUUCAAAUAUAACAUUGAUUCAUAUAAUAGGGAAAAGACUUAUUAUUUCCCAUUUAGCAAAAGAUUCAAAUUACCAAAAUAUUCUUACAAAAAACUCGACGAUAAUAGUAUUCCAGAUAGUGGACGUGUUGUUGAGGAACAUAUAAUGCAUUACAAUUUAGAUUAUUUAUCGAGGACUGAUAUUAUUAAUACUAAUAACGUGUUAAUUUUAACAAUAGCAGAUACAUUCAAUGAAAAAUAUUGGGAUAAUUUAUUAAACCUAUCCUUCGAUAAAAAAUCUUUGGAAUUAGGCUUUAUGGUAUUACCUACGGAAGAUGGAGAUAAUAUCCUGAAACAAUUGGAGAGUAAAAUCAAAGACAUUCAAAACUCAAAAGAAAAUGGUAUAUUUAAGAAGAUUACAAUAUUACGUGCCAACUCUGCACCAAAUUAUUUUAUCAAGGAAAAUGACGAUAUAAAAAGGGAAUUGACGAAACGUAAAUACAUGGCAGCUUUGAAAAAUGAAUUGGUCACCUCAACAAUAGGUCCUGAGAAUAGAUAUAUCCUUUGGUUAGGUUCAGAGAUUACUGAGACACCACAAUCAUUGAUAGAAGAUCUUAUUUCAGCCAAGAAACCAGUUGUAACGGCGAAUAUACAGAAGCGUCAAAACGAUAACAAAGGGGUUAUUUCUUUUGAAUAUGAAAAUUCGAAAACAUGGAUCGAAAACAAUAAUUGGAGAAGUCAUCUAAGUACAUAUCCAUCUAAUUUCGUAGUGAUGGAAGGCAUUGGAGAUAUUUAUACAGGAAGAGUACACAUUGACCAUCUUAUGAAAAAAAAUAAUAUCGAAGAAUUCCGUUUCACCAUAAUAGGCGUAGACAGUGUUUCAAUGGCAUGCACUUUGAUUCAAUCCGAUGUUCAUAGAGAUGGCGCAAUGUUUCCGAAUUUUCCAUUCUAUCAUUUUGUCGAUACCGAGGGGUUCUCAAAGAUGGUCAAGAGACUUAAUUAUAAUUUGUUUGCCUUACCUAAUUACAUAGUAUACCAUAGUUGA